GCUGUUAUUCCUUUAUGUUCCGAUGUAAAUUCACUUAAUGUUGUAAAAAACAUAUAUGCAAGUGUCGAACAAUCAGCUUCAUCAAUUAGUGGAAGCAUCGCUUUCUUGAACGCCGAACGUUUCAAGCAAAAAAUACAAUUUCUGCUUUUAGAACGUAAUUUAGUUGAUAUUCUUGAUGCAUGCAAGGUGGCAGAUUUUAUGUUAUUGGUACUUUCAGCAAAAGUCGAGGCUGAUCAAUUUGGAGAAUUAUGUCUUAAAGCCAUUCAAUCCCAAGGUUUUCCAUCAAUAAUAUCAUCAGCUUUGUAUUUAGAAGAUAUUCCACAAAAGAAACGCAAUGACGUUAAAAAAUCGCUUUUAAGCUUCAUUAAUUAUUUUUUUCCUGAUGAAGAGAAAAUUCAUGUUGCGGAUCAGCCACAGGAAACUCUAAACAUACUUAGAACAAUAUGUACUCAACUUCCUAAACAAGUCUCAUGGAGAGAGACGCGUCCAUAUAUGCUUGUAGAAGAGAUAUCUUUUGACAAUGAUCAUGAUCAAGAUAAAGGAACCCUUAGAGUUACAGGAUAUGCUAGAGGAACAGCGUUUUCCGCAAAUCGCUUAAUACAUUUGCAGAACUUUGGUGAUUUUCAAUUAAAUCAAAUUACAUCCUGCCCAAGGCAAUCCAAGGAUGGAGAUAUGGUGGAAGAUAUUAAAGUGUUGGAUAUUUCAAAUCCGGAAAAACAGGCAAUUACGGAAAAUGAACCAAACUUUAUGGCAAAUGAGCAAACAUGGCCAACUGAAGAAGAAAUUAUCGGUAAUGAAGGUCAUAUUGAACUAAUGAAAUCUGAAGAUAUACCAAGUGCACUUCCCGGCACAACUCCGAGGAAGAUUAUAAAACGAGUUCCUAAAGGAACAUCUUCAUAUCAGGCUGCAUGGAUUGAAUACGAAGACAUUGAAGUUGAGAGCAAACAAAGUGAGUUAAAUGAUCACUUGGAUCCUGAGGAAGAAGAUAGGCAGUUAAAGGAAUAUUUGGCCAGUCGAGAAAAAGAACAUCGAGAUGACCUCGAAUUUCCGGAUGAAGUGGACACACCGUUGGAUAAGGCCGCUCGAAUCCGGUUUCAAAAAUAUCGAGGUUUAAAAAGUUUUCGUACUUCACCAUGGGAUCCAAACGAAAAUUUGCCGAUUGAUUAUGGUCGGAUCUUUCAAUUCGAAAAUUAUAAAAGAACAAAAAGUAGAGUUAUCAGUCAGGCAUCUUCCCAUGUAGGCGGUGUAAAAGUUGGAACGUAUAUUACUCUACAUAUAGCUAAUGUUCCCAAACAAGUAGCAGAAUCCUAUAGUCCAUCUCGACCGUUUAUAGUUUUUGGCCUCCUUGAGUAUGAACAUAAAAUCUCUGUUUUGAAUUUUUUUAUAACAAGAAAUAGCGAAUACGAAGAACCAAUUAAAUCAAAGGUAUUACCAUCUUUAUGUUGUACUGCUCAUUUUGGAGGGAAAGGUACUAAUAAUGUUCAUAAAUAUGAGAAAUUCAUUAAUCCUGGAAGAUCUUACAUCGCUACCAUUUAUGGUCCGAUCAAUUUUGGGAACUUGCCUGUCACUUUUUACAAGGAUACUGGUGACGUUAAUGCACCAAUAUUUGUGGCUAGUGGCUUUUUCUUAAACGCUGACCCGAAACGAAUAGUCGCAAAGCGUAUUAUUCUAACCGGUUAUCCAUUUAAAAUAAACAAAAAAUCUGCAGUUGUGAGAUAUAUGUUUUUUAAUCCUGAGGACGUAUUAUGGUUUAAACCAGUUCAAUUAACCACAAAAUAUGGUCGUGCUGGCCAUAUUAAAGAAUCAUUAGGUACACACGGGUAUAUGAAAUGUGUGUUUGAUUCACCCAUAAAACAACAGGAUACAGUAAUGAUGAAUCUUUAUAAACGAGUAUUCCCCAAAUGGAAUACUACAGUUUUGUGGUUUAGUGGAACAAAAGCGACAGAAUUAAGUCAACAAGAGGAUAAGGAUAUAGGAAUAGGCAUUGAUGAUGUUGAAAUGAAAAAUAAUGAUAUUAUUUAA
Molecule: messenger RNA, 2022 nt
Organism: Racocetra persica
Lineage: Eukaryota; Fungi; Glomeromycota; Glomeromycetes; Diversisporales; Gigasporaceae
Source: the annotation of a GenBank genome assembly